AGGGAGCGCACAGGAAGGCAGGGCGGAGAGCGCGGCCGGCCCGGCAAAUCCCUAGGAGAAGAUGACUGUGUUCUUUAAAACACUUCGAAAUCAUUGGAAGAAGACUACAGCUGGAGUCUGCCUGCUGACAUGGGGAGGCCAUUGGCUCUAUGGAAAACACUGUGAUAACCUACUAAGGAGAGCAGCCUGUCAGGAAGCUCAGGUGUUUGGCAAUCAACUCAUUCCUCCCAAUGCACAAGUGAAGAAGGCAACCGUCUUUCUCAAUCCUGCAGCUUGCAGAGGCAAAGCGAGGACUCUAUUUGAAAAAAAUGCUGCUCCGAUUUUACACUUGUCUGGCAUGGACGUGACUGUCGUUAAGACAGAUUAUGAGGGCCAAGCCAAGAAACUCCUGGAACUGAUGGAAAACACAGACGUGAUCGUCGUUGCUGGAGGAGAUGGCACGUUACAGGAGGUUAUUACUGGAGUUCUUCGAAGAGCAGAUGAGGCUACCUUCAGUAAGAUUCCCAUUGGAUUUAUCCCACUGGGACAGACCAGUAGUUUGAGUCACACCCUCUUUGCUGAAAGUGGAAACAAAGUCCAACACAUUACAGAUGCUACACUUGCCAUUGUGAAAGGAGAGACAGUUCCACUUGAUGUCUUGCAGAUCAAGGGUGAAAAGGAACAACCUGUGUUUGCAGUGACUGGCCUUCGAUGGGGAUCCUUCAGAGAUGCUGGCGUCAAAGUUAGCAAGUACUGGUAUCUUGGGCCUCUAAAAGCCAAAGCAGCCCACGUUUUCAGCACUCUUAAGGAGUGGCCUCAGACUCAUCAAGCCUCUAUCUCAUACACGGGACCUAUUGAGAGACCUCCCAAUGGAACGGAAGAGACCCCUCCACGGCCCUCUCUGUACCGGAGAAUAUUACGAAGGCUCGCGUCAUACUGGGCACAACCACAGGAUGCCCUCUCCCAAGAGGUGGGCCCAGAGGUCUGGAAAGAAGUGCAGCUGUCCACCAUUGAACUGUCCAUCACGACACGGAACAGUCAGCUUGACCUGACGAGCAAAGAAGAUUUUAUGAACAUCUGCAUUGAACCUGAUACUGUCAGCAAAGGAGACUUCAUAACUAUAGGAAGUAAGAAGGUGAGGGACCCCACGCUGCGAGCUGACGGCACCGAGUGUCUCCAGGCCAGCCAGUGCACUCUGCUGCUUCCUGAGGGAACAGGGGGCUCUUUCAGCAUCGACAGUGAGGAGUAUGAAGCGAUGCCUGUGGAGGUGAAACUGCUCCCCAGGAAACUGCAGUUCUUCUGUGAUCCGAGGAAGAGGGAACAGAUGCUGCAGAGCACAGCCCAGUGAGCGGACGGAGGAGAAGAUGUGCGCUCUGGGACUGCACUUUAGGCCACCAGUGGGACCAAAAGGGAACGAAGCCUCACCUGUCCCCGCAGUGUUGUCAGAGGAUCCCAAGGGCAUUUUCAUGGCAAGUACCCACCGCCUUUCUCUGGCAGUGCUUCCCGAAGUGGACUCAUUGCCACUCACUUUGCAGUUGCCUUUCUGUUAGCGCAUGCUUUUCCGUUGGUGUGACUGCUGAUCCCUCCUCAUACUGAUUUUCCUCAGGCUAGUUUCAGGAGAUUCUCACCCUC
This is a messenger RNA of Ceratotherium simum simum (southern white rhinoceros), 1611 nucleotides long. The record is from RefSeq and is a predicted model, not a curated record. NCBI's taxonomy places the organism in Eukaryota, Metazoa, Chordata, Mammalia, Perissodactyla, Rhinocerotidae.